CUCGCCAUAGGAAGGGCCGAGCUCCGCAGCUUAUCGAUCUAUUCACUCAUCCUGACUUCGCCUGAACAUCUCAAACAGCUUUAUCUCAAAGUGUAUCCGGAUUACGACUCAUACCAGCUAACCUCGUACCCAAACCCAGAUACAUGGGGCUCACGUCAGAUCAAACAAAAGGCUACUUGCGACCUGAUGCUGCGGUUGUGGCAGGACUUUGUUCAGAAAAGGACACUUGAACAGAUCGAAGUGACCUUCGUUUCGCCAGGUGGAAGCACCAAAAUAUGGUACUAUAUCGUGUCUCCGAAAUGCCAUAAGAGAGCUUCGGAUAGGAUAUGGAAAAGUAAAGUCGAGGUUCAGAUGCGCGAAGAGGGGACAGACUACGAUCCAGCCACUUUUGAUCCGUUUGGCUAA
Bipolaris oryzae ATCC 44560 is the source of this 405-nucleotide messenger RNA. RefSeq lists its product as uncharacterized. The record is from RefSeq and is a predicted model, not a curated record. The transcript has a single exon. The annotation marks the transcript as partial. Lineage: Eukaryota; Fungi; Ascomycota; Dothideomycetes; Pleosporales; Pleosporaceae.